Pimephales promelas (fathead minnow) is the source of this 2865-nucleotide messenger RNA. It is a transcript of the gene senp5, whose product is annotated as SUMO specific peptidase 5. Lineage: Eukaryota; Metazoa; Chordata; Actinopteri; Cypriniformes; Leuciscidae. Gene Ontology annotation, molecular function: deSUMOylase activity. Gene Ontology annotation, biological process: proteolysis; protein desumoylation. The record is from RefSeq and is a predicted model, not a curated record. Gene Ontology annotation, cellular component: nucleus.
CAUCGACGUGCGCCGCGAUCGGUCUGCGACCAUAACAACGCCUGAUAUAACCCUCACUUUCAUCGAUAUCAAUGAUAGAGGAAUAUUGAUCGGAAUUAAUUUGUACAGCCUUACAGGUCCUGGUCACUUCAUCCUCGAGACGGACACACGAAAAGUACAUCCAAACUGCCCUGACUUCCAGUCCCAGGACCCUAACUCCCGAUGGUGGCAUCGUGCUGAAGAGCGUGGAGAGGAUCCCGGAAGGAAUGGGGUAGAGUUUGCCAUGAGGGUCCCGGCACCGAACCGCUCCGAUCGGGCAGAAUCCGGCUCCGGGGAGAUGCCUGAAAAUGGCCGCUCCAGGAGGAAACGUGUGCCCAAGACGUGCGACUGCUGCGGUCCCAACGGGAAGCCUCACGCUCCCGGACACGAGCAGAUCUCCAAGAAACGCGGACGCAAAAAGAAGAAGGACAUGGUGAGCCAAGAAGAGGUGGCGGCGGAAGAGGUGGUGAGCACAUCAGGGGUCGUGACAUUAGACCCGGUGGAUGCCGGGACGGUGUCUGAGAUGGAGGAGGCUCCGUCUCCCAGGGGAAAGCCAGACGUCUCCCAAGCGAGUGAAAGCACGCUCAUGGUGAAUGGCUCGGAGAACAGUGAUCAUGCGCAUCCCAGCGACGACACGGAGCUGAGCGCUUCUCAAACGCUGAAGAAACCCGGGGAUUCUUCCCUGAGCGGCGCAGAGACGGACGCUCAUAAUGAUGCGAUGGAAACCGAGCCGUCGAGCUGGAGCGCUCAUGUGAAGCAGGUGUCCUGGGACCACCACUACUGCAGACCCCCCGGCGGGGAGAGCCGGAGCGACGGCGUGGACGGGACGACACCGCCUCCGGCUGAGUUCACCACCGAGGGCAUCAUCGAGUGCAUUCACGAAUUCCUUGAGCAGUUCUAUGGGAAAUACGCCAGCUUCGCCCCGUUGACUGACGCCGAUGUCCUCGAUCACCUGAACAAGACCUUUGAGUCGGACCUCAACGACAGGAUGAAGCUGAUCAGAGCAGAAGUGUCCAAAUACAGGGCUGGGCUGGCUUGUGCUCCUAUGCAGUUCUUCCAAGUGACCUACAACAAGCACACGUUGACCUUAGAUGACCUUUCAACACUUGAUGACCAAAACUGGGUCAAUGAUCAGGUGAUUAACAUGUAUGGAGAAUUGAUCAUGGAAGCUACAAACCAUAAGGUUCAUUUCUUCAACAGUUUUUUUUACCGGCAGUUUGUAGCAAAAGGUUAUGAAGGCGUGAGACGGUGGACCAAAAAGGUUGAUCUGUUUUCUAAGACUCUGAUCCUGAUUCCUCUUCAUCUGGAGAUCCACUGGUCGCUCAUCACCGUGGACGUCUCCAAGCAGAACAUCAACUUCUACGACUCGCAGGGCAUCCUCUUCAAGUUCGCUGUGGACAACAUCCUGAAGUACAUCCUGGCAGAAGCCAAAGAGAAGAAGCAGCUGGGCUUUCAGAAGGGCUGGAAGAUGGUCGUCAACAAGACCAUUCCACAGCAGAAGAACGACAACGACUGUGGGGUUUUUGUCUUGGAGUACUGCAAGUGCCUGGCGUUCCUGAAGCCGCUGCUGUUCACUCAAGAGGACAUGCCACGCGUCCGCAAGAGGAUCUACAGAGAGCUCUGCGACUGCACACUGUCCGACUGCUCGAGCCCAGACAAACCCACAUAGACCUGAAGACUCGGACUCGCAGGAACUGGCUUCACUGCAAGCUCUGAUCAGGCAAAGCUGGAGAUUCCCUACAUAUGAGCCUGUCGAAACACCGGAGAGGCUUGCUGGACUUCUGUCGGGUUGCGUUUACCUCUUCGCUGGACAUCGGCAGUGCAGACAUGCGUCCUCAACCUCGAGUUUAACGGCGGCUGUGACCGCUUCUCAGAGAACAAGUGGAUGUUCACAAACGAGAAAACCCUCCGCGAUGGAGAAAUCGUUUACUGGCAGCCACAAAGAUUCAAGACCUCAAAAGCGUGUGGAUAUUAUGAUUAUUUUUUUUUUUUACUUAUUUUAAAAUAUCAUUCAUUUCAUCGCCAUUCAUUCUUGCAUCUUAUAACACAGACUACGUGUUUCUAUCAGGUUUCGUUGAGUUGUUGCUUUGCAGCAUGAAACUUGAAGGCCUUUCCUAGAGUAAAAAUAUCCCGCCGUUGUCGAGGUACAAGAAGCGUUUAUAAAGGCUCUUAAUGAAUGUACUGUUAAACAUGAGAAUUCUACUUGUACAGUCAAGCUUGUAACUUGAAAGCAUAUUUUGUUGCGAUACCUGAAGUCCUGGACCAGAUUUUGCUUUGUUAACAUUUGAUCAAUUUCAAACUAUGUUCCCCGUCGUCCCGUGGAGCCUCAGGACCGACGCGUAUAUCCGGCUGCUUGCUGUACGCCACCGGCAUUAUUUGACAGUUUUGUUGCAAACUGCUGUUCUCUCACUUCUGAGCACUUUCCGUUGUUUUCUAAAAUGCGUCAGCGGUUACAAUGGUUUUGUCGCAUGUCGAUUUGUCAUUAAUUGAAGUCAGUUAAAGGUCAUUUUUAAAAUGAGCACAGAGUGUGCUGCAGUGAAAGCUGCAGGUUUCUGCCUUUUAUUUAUACUCUUCUUUUUCUUAAUCGUGAAGACUGAUCAUCCGAGACCGGUCUCCAGACCAUCACAUCAUCGUCAUCAGUUCUGUGUGAGGAGUGUUUUCUACCUUGUGAUGCAGUUUGGUACAAAAAUGUCUGAAUAGUAGCUUUAUCCUUUUGUCAGUGAUUCCAUCAUUCAAGAGCGAUACUGUAAUUUUUAGUUACUUGAAAUUUACCAACAAAUCAUAACCUCAGACAGAGUUUCUGACUACUAGUUUCAUCAUUAUUUAAAAAUACAUGUUUAAUAACCA